AUGCUCACUACCUUGUCACCUGCACUGAUGUUGCUCAACGCUGGAGUCUGCCUGCGGAGAGGGGUGACAGGAACACAGGAAAUAAAGUUUCAGACCUGUUUCCCCCCUCCCAUCCUUCCUAUAGAGCACUGACACUUCCUCUUACAGACCACGACUUUAACUUUGCUUUGAGAUGUAGUGGUAUGUGUGCGGACGGUGCAGCUGGUGCUCUAUGGCUCCUCAGUCCCCCACCUGCUGAUGUAAAAGAUGAUAGACUAAUCUAUGUGAAAGAUUUUAUCCUCAGCUCCGAAUUCAUUUCUUCUACCAAUAAGAAAUUGUCCCUAGAAAUUUUUUUGAAGGUGUCUAGAGAAGAAAUUGUCGCAAUUGCCCAAAGAACUGUGGGCCAGAGGAAAAAUAGCUUGUGGCUGAAAGGAAGAAUUCACCGCAUAACAGCUAGCAAAUUUGGUGAAGUUCUGAAAACCAUUGAAAAGAAUAGGAAGCCAUGCAAAUCCCUAAUGAAGACUUUUUUAGAGGGUAACACUGUACCUGCACCUUCUGUAACCAACAAAAAGAAACCUCCUAAACCAGGUUCUAGUGUUCAUGCCUUGAAUUGGGGAAAUGACAAUGAAGGGCCCGCAGCAAAAAUGUUUGAGAGAAAGUCUGGUCUCCAGGUUGUGGAAACAGGAUUGUGGCUGCACAGCAGUGGCAAGAUUGGGGCAAGUCCAGAUGGUCUGAUUGGUAGCAAUGCUAUUUUGGAGGUGAAAUGUCCUUAUAAAAUUAGGGCCCUGAUGAGCCGAUGGACAGUCCGUGGAAUGGUCCGCAUAUGUCCGUGGCUGUCCUUGUGCAGUCCCCAACUCUCCGUGGCUGUCCUUGUGCAGUCCCCAACUGUCCGUGGCUGUCCUUGUGCAGUCCCCAACUGUCCACCAUGUCUAUUGUGUCCAUCAGUCUGUCCGAGGACCAGUCCAUGACCUGUCCUCGGUUCAGUCUGCAUUCAUAACUACAGUCCGUCGUUUGAAACGUCCAUGGCAUGUGUCCGCAGCUGUCCACCACGGCUCGUCUGUCCAUAGAUCUGUCCGUUACCUAUGACCACCAAAUGUCUAUGGACCGUUCCACAGGACUGGUCCGUAGGACUGU
Molecule: messenger RNA, 1113 nt
Organism: Frankliniella occidentalis (western flower thrips)
Lineage: Eukaryota; Metazoa; Arthropoda; Insecta; Thysanoptera; Thripidae
Exons: 2
Coding region: 183-947 (254 amino acids)
Source: RefSeq, a predicted model, not a curated record